This is a messenger RNA of Spodoptera exigua (beet armyworm), 2882 nucleotides long. The record is from the annotation of a GenBank genome assembly. Lineage: Eukaryota; Metazoa; Arthropoda; Insecta; Lepidoptera; Noctuidae.
AUGGAGGCGAUAUCACAAGCAAUCGCAAGAUUUACAAAGGUUCAGAAUAUCCUGAACUUGUUGACAUAUUUGAACCUGGCUACCUACUUAUGGCCGCAACCAGCUAACAUGGAUAUCAAAGGUGGUGAAUCGUUUGACUUUCUAAUCGUGGGAGGUGGGACAGCUGGAUGCAUUGUUGCGAGUAAUCUGGCGCAGAUGAAUGCCACCGUACUCAUUAUAGAAGCUGGCUGUCAACCGACCAUUGAUACUGAGAUCGCAGCAUUAUUCCCGUUCUCAAAAAACCGUGGCUUUGAUUGGAACUUCACAACAGUGCAAGAUCCUACUAAGAUAUACCAUCGAGGAGGAGUAACAGAAGUCGAACAAGGAAAAGUACUUGGUGGUUCAUCUAUACUUAACUACAUGAUCUAUGGCACCGGUAACUGCAAAGACUAUAAAGAUUGGGCAACCAUAUCUAAUGACUCUAGUUGGACUUACGACAGCAUUUUCCCACUAAUUAAAAGAACCGAAAAAGUAACUGAUAGACGUGUCCUUCAUUCACCUGAUGUAGCCUAUCACGGAACACAAGGAAAAAUUGCACUGAAAAAGUACCACACCAGCACAAACGAAGGACUCUACGAGUCCUACAAGGAGAUGGGAUAUAAAGUUUUAAACGAUAUCAACGCAAAGAAUCCUAUCGGAUUUACUCCUGCAUAUUUCACUAUUAGUGAUUCCAUCAGGCAGAGUACAGCUUACGGAUUUAUACGUCCUGAGAAAGAUAACCCUAAUUUGAAAGUUAUGUACAAAUCUUUGGUAAAAAAAGUCUUGUUUGACGAUAACAAACGUGCUAUUGGAGUGGAAGUACUAACAAAAGACAAGAAGACAAUCACUUUGUACGCAAAUAAAGAAGUUAUUGUUACCGCUGGACCAAUGAAAUCCCCUCAAUUGCUUAUGCUUUCUGGUAUCGGACCACAGGAUCAUCUGGAAAGCAAUCAAAUCAAAGUGAUUUCCAACUUGCCUGUAGGACAAAAUCUUCAAGAUCAUCCUACAAAUAUCAUAAUACACAAAAUGGGAAUGGUAGAACCUGAACCACCAAGAGACCCACACCAGUUUCCAGUUAAUGUUAUAGAUGGCAGGGUAGCCAUUAGUAAGUGCCAAAACCAUCCAGACUAUCAAGUUUUGUCUGGACUUAUGACAAACUCAACAUUUUUCUUAGAUAUCUGUCUCUUCACUUUUACAUUUACGGAAGAAGUUUGCGCCAGUAUUUUGGAACAAGUGUCUGAUCAUCAAGUCCACUUUAUCACGCAUAGACUUAUGUACCCUGAAUCUAGGGGAGAAGUGAGACUUAAUUCUACUAAUCCUGAAGACAAUCCUAUUAUUGAUCUUAAAUACUAUGCAAAUGAAAAUGACUUAAACAGACACGCGGAAUACAUUGCUCAUUAUAAUAAGAUUGUUGACACAACUUAUUACAAAAGUCUCAAUGCUUCCUUUGUGGACCCUAAACUGAAGUCGUGCGAUGGUUUAGAAGUGGGAUCGAAAGCGUACUGGAAGUGCUACACUAUUGGUAUGUCCACUACUUUACACGACUAUGUCGGAACCUGCGCUAUGGGUUCCGUAGUAGAUUCCAAUCUUCGAGUAAAUGGUGUUAAGAAUUUAAGAGUUGCUGAUUCUAGUGUCAUACCAAAACUAAUUGGAUCUACUGUCGAAGGAGCUGUCAUGAUAGUUGCGCAAAAAGCCGGCAACGCACUCGUAACUGCUUUGGCAUUGCGGGUGUCCAUGGACAGCGCUGAUUGCUUACCAUCAGAUGGAUCUGAGUUUGAUUUCGUAGUUGUAGGCGGUGGAAUGGCAGGAUGUCUGCUAGCUAGUAGGCUUGUGGAGACAGGACAAGCUAGUGUAUUACUUAUAGAAGCUGGACCAUAUCCACCCUUGGAGUCAGAUACAGUAGAUAUGACUGGAAUUUCACCUCAACUAAAGAUGGCAUAUCUGAAGAAUAUCACAAAGGCAAUGUAAUCCACAUGUCACAAGGAAAAAUGCUUGGUGGUUCUGGUUCUUUAGGCUUCGGAUGCUAUGGACGAGGAUAUCCACAUGAUUUCAAUAACUGGGCAAAGAUCACGAACGAUCUUACCUGGUCCUACAAAUCUGUCUCGAAAUCAUUCAAAAAGAUUGAAAAACUUAUUGAUAAAAGAAUCCUUAAAAUCAAGAAUUAUUACGGAACUAAAGGAAGAAUUGAAAUAACAAAACAGUAUUACAAAAGAAAUCGUCCAUAUUUCGAUGCUCUUGAAGAAAUGGGUUAUGAGUAUCACCUAGAUAUAAAUCCAGAUCAUCCCACUGGAUUCACAAAUGUUAUGUUUAGCAUAGGUGAUGAAUUGCGACAAACAACAGCUCAAAAGUACUUAAGACCUCUAAAACAUAACAAAAAAUUGCACCUCCUUAUAAACACUUUAGCUACCAAAAUUAUCUUCAAUGACAAUAAAACUGCAGUUGGCGUAGAAAUAUUGACUGAAAAUAAUGAUAAAAUUACAGUCCGAGCAAGAAAAGAAAUUGUAGUCACAGCUGGUACUAUCAAGUCACCGCAUCUACUGAUGCUUUCAGGCAUUGGACCGAAAAAGGAAUUAGAAGCUAAAAACAUCACAGUAAUAUCCGAUUUGCCAGUAGGAAAAAAUUUCCAAGACCACGUCAACAGUAUGUUAGUUUACAAAAUGACGAAAAGUUCUCAUGCACAAAGUCUUGGUGAUCCUAACAAAUAUCCGUAUGUAGUGUUUGUUGGCUAUCCGGCUCUCAACAAGUCACAAUGCUUCCCAGACUAUCAAACAAUUAACGCACAUUUUGGAGACAGCAUGACAUUUUUAGCCAUAUGUGCGUUUUUCUUUAGUUUCGAUAACUCAUUUUGCGAUUCAUUCAACGAA